This is a messenger RNA of Pseudomassariella vexata, 2541 nucleotides long. Its product is annotated as glutamyl-tRNA synthetase. The record is from RefSeq and is a predicted model, not a curated record. The transcript has a single exon. Lineage: Eukaryota; Fungi; Ascomycota; Sordariomycetes; Amphisphaeriales; Pseudomassariaceae. Gene Ontology annotation, molecular function: glutamate-tRNA ligase activity; ATP binding. Bases 166 to 2073 code for a protein of 635 amino acids. Gene Ontology annotation, cellular component: cytoplasm; cytosol; methionyl glutamyl tRNA synthetase complex. Gene Ontology annotation, biological process: glutamyl-tRNA aminoacylation; translation.
CCGCGUACCCCCUAUUAUUCAUUUCACGCGGCGCCGUUUAUUCAAUUCAUCCCACCGCUUGCCCCUCCAUCACCGCACCACUAUCGUGACUCAAAAUCUGGCGUCUUAGACACCAAUCCCACUUCUCCACGUUCAAAACAAGUCAAUCAAGUGUAAUAAAUCAUCAUGAAGAUCGACGAACUCGUCGCUGUGUCGACGUCCCUGGGUGGUGAAUUCAAGUCCAUUGAACCGCAUCUUAUCCGCCUUGAGAAGCACCUCAUCCUCCGAACCUAUCUCGGCGGAUACUCGCUAAGUGAACUCGACACCAAGAUCUGGCUCGCACUCAAGAGCAACCGUGCUGCCGUCUCAUUCAUCAAGAAGGGCUCCUACAUCAACCUGACCCGAUGGUUCACCUACAUCGAGCAAGUCCACCCCGAGAUUCAGACCGAAGUCAAGGCCGCAGACGAUGCUCGCAAGGCCAAGAUCGCGGCAGCUAGCAAGGCCGGUGGUAGCUACAAUUUGGCGCUCCAAGAUGCCGACAAGGGGGUCGUAUGCCGAUUCUUGCCUGAGCCCUCUGGUUAUUUGCAUAUCGGCCACGCCAAGGCUGCGUUGCUCAGCGACUUCUUUGGUCACCAAGCAUACAAGGGCCAACUCCGACUUCGACUCGACGAUACGAACCCCAGCAAGGAGAAGGAGGAGUACCAGGAUGCCAUCGUGGAGGACUUGGCCCUCAUGGGCAUUAAGCCCGAUACCCUCACCUACACAUCCGACUACUUCGACCACCUCUACAAUACCUGCUUGGGCUUGAUCAAGAGCGGCAACGCCUAUGCCGACGAUACCGACGUGGACACUAUGCGCGAGGAGCGAGGAAAGGGCAUCGCCUCGAAGCGAAGAGAACGGACCGUCGAGGAGAACCUGGCCAUUUUUGAUCAGAUGAAGAGCGGCACUGAGGAAGGAUUAAAGAACUGCAUUCGCGCCAAGAUUUCCGUCGACAACCCAAACAAGGCCAUGCGCGACCCGGUCAUCUACCGUUGCAACACCAAGGACCCUCACCACCGAACUGGUACGAAGUGGAAGAUCUACCCGACAUACGAUCUUGCAUGCCCCGUAGUCGACAGUCUCGAGGGCGUCACCCACGCAUUGCGUUCAACCGAGUACACAGACCGCAACCCCCAGUUCCAAUGGUUCCUGGACACUCUCAAGCUGCGCCAAGUUCACAUGUGGGAUUUCGCGCGAAUGAACUUCAUCCGCACAUUCUUGUCAAAACGCAAGCUUGCCAAGCUGGUCGACACUGGCCGUGUGUGGGGAUGGGAUGACCCGCGUAUGCCCACGAUUCGUGGUGUACGAAGACGUGGUAUGACGAUCCCGGCACUCCGGGACUUUAUUCUCAAGCAGGGUCCAUCGCGAAACGUCGUAGUCAUGGACUGGACGAGCUUCUGGGCUGCUAACAAGAAGGAGAUCGAUCCUGUAGCGCCCCGCCACACGGCUGUCUCUGUCAAAGAUGCCGUCAAGGUGACCGUCAUUGGCGAAGAGGCACCCGCGGAGGCGUACACGGCCGACAAGCCAAAGCACCCCAAGAACCUGGCCAUUGGGACGAAAAAGGUCGCUUUCAGCCAGGAGCUGAUCCUGGAUCAAGCCGAUGUGAAGAGCUUCAAGGACGGCGAGGAGAUUACGUUGAUGCAGUGGGGCAACGCCUUUGUGCGAGAUCUGCCCGCGGAAUCUGCUGAUCCCAUCCCCUCGGUAACCUGCGAACUGAACCUGAAGGGCGACGUCCGAUCAACCAACAAAAAGGUUACAUGGCUCUCGACCCAGGGCCAGAACCUGGUGAAGGCUGAGCUCUGGGAAUUCGACUACCUGAUCACCAAGGACAAGCUCGAGGAAGAGGACGAACUGGAGAAGUUCCUGAACCCCUCAACCGCUACUAUGGAGGAGGCUUUCUGUGACGAGGGUGUGGGUUCCCUGAAGAAGGAUGACAUUAUCCAAUUGGAAAGACGCGGUUACUACAGGGUGGACCAGGGUAUCGACGAUGAGUGGCAGGGCAAGAAAGGACGGGUCGUUUUAUUCUCUAUUCCAACUGGUAAGGCGAAUAAAUAGGGGAUACCCACUGUUGAUUCCACCAUGAUUCUAUGGAAUCAGAUAGCAUAACUACUGUUGCCUUUAGGUUACCCUGUGGCAUCAUAUCGGGUAGUUUCGGGCUGAUGAUACUUAGACAAGUUAUGAAAAGGGUUGCAGAUGAAAGUACUCGUCCUGCUUCUAAUGAUCGAUAUUGCAACAUGCAUGAUAUCUCUGAAUUAAGAGAGGUAUGAGAAGACGCAGAAACCCAAACAUAGCAGAUUGUAUGGUACGUGAGUCCAAUAGGUGCGCAUUGAGAUACUAUUGGUAUUGUCAUGAUCCCGGGAGUCAAGAGCCCCGGUGGUCUGCAUGCCGUUUGCAAUGUUUCUCAUCAAGACGUGAACUCAAGUAUGACGAUAUUUUCUCAACUCCUGGCCUUACAUCAGUAUGUAGUUUCCGUAUUUUACAACUCUUUCCCUCCAUAGGACUUUCGAAUAUCACGAUAAACCC